Messenger RNA from Sapajus apella (tufted capuchin), 6302 nucleotides. It is a transcript of the gene DENND5B, whose product is annotated as DENN domain containing 5B. The record is from RefSeq and is a predicted model, not a curated record. The coding region runs from base 179 to 4186 and encodes 1335 amino acids. Gene Ontology annotation, molecular function: small GTPase binding; guanyl-nucleotide exchange factor activity. The transcript is spliced from 23 exons. Lineage: Eukaryota; Metazoa; Chordata; Mammalia; Primates; Cebidae.
CGCUUCCCCCGCUCGGAGCGAGGCGGCCGGCUGCGGCGGUGAGCGGCAGCUGCGCGGCCAUGGGCGCGCCAGUGUCGCCCUAGGGCGGGAGCAGAGACCUCAGCCGGAGCGGUGGCGGCAGCCUCCACAGAAAGCCUUUUCGGGCGGCGGCGGCGGCCACUGCAGCAGCGCGGCCGAGAUGAGCGGGAGCGGCGCGACGCCCGGCCAGGGCUCGGGCUCCGGCUCCUCCCCGGCCGCUUGCCGCUUCGCGCACUACUUCGUGCUGUGCGGGAUCGACGCGGACAGCGGGCUGGAGCCUGACGAGCUGGCGGUUUUGUACCAAUGGCUAGAAGCAGAUCGUCAUGGCAAGAGCCAAGAUGCUGCAAAUACGACUUCAGGUGAAAAUUUUGACCAGAGUCCUUUGAGAAGAACAUUCAAAUCCAAAGUUCUCGCCCACUAUCCUCAGAAUAUAGAAUGGAACCCUUUUGAUCAAGAUGCGGUAAACAUGUUGUGCAUGCCUAAAGGGCUAUCUUUCAGGACACAAACUGACAAUAAAGAUCCCCAGUUUCACUCAUUUAUAAUUACCAGGGAAGACGGUUCUCGCACUUAUGGUUUUGUUCUCACUUUUUAUGAAGAAGUUACAAGUAAGCAAAUCUGCACAGCAAUGCAGACACUCUACCAGAUGCACAAUGCUGAGCAUUACAGCAGCGUGUAUGCUUCAUCUUCCUGCAGCAUGGACUCAUUGGCAAGUAGCCUUGAUGAAGGAGAUACAACUUCCCUUUUGAAACUCCAGCGAUACAACUCCUAUGAUAUCAGCAGAGACACCCUGUAUGUUUCAAAAAGUAUAUGCUUGAUCACACCGUUACCAUUCAUGCAGGCCUGCAAGAAAUUCCUUAUCCAGCUUUACAAGGCUGUUACCUCGCAGCAGCCACCACCCUUGCCACUUGAAAGCUAUAUCCAUAAUAUUCUUUAUGAAGUACCCCUUCCACCUCCAGGGAGGUCACUGAAAUUUUAUGGUGUUUAUGAACCUGUCGUCUGCCAGAGGCCUGGGCCCAGUGAGCUCCCCCUCUCUGAUUACCCACUUCGGGAGGCAUUUGAACUCCUGGGAUUAGAGAACCUGGUGCAGGUGUUUACCUGUGUUCUUUUAGAGAUGCAAAUCCUUCUCUACUCACAAGAUUAUCAACGCCUGAUGACUGUGGCAGAAGGAAUCACCACACUUUUGUUCCCAUUUCAAUGGCAACAUGUUUAUGUGCCCAUCCUCCCUGCUUCUCUGCUACAUUUUCUUGAUGCUCCUGUUCCCUAUCUGAUGGGCCUUCAGUCAAAAGAAGGAACUGACCGUUCUAAACUAGAACUUCCUCAAGAGGCUAAUUUAUGUUUUGUGGACAUUGACAACCAUUUUAUUGAGUUGCCUGAAGAAUUUCCACAGUUCCCCAAUAAAGUGGAUUUUAUCCAAGAACUCUCUGAGGUUCUUCUUCAAUUUGGGAUCCCUCCUGAGGGCAGCCUACAUUGCAGUGAGAAUACCAGCAAACUGAAGAAUCUGGUUCUGAAAGACUUGGUCAGUGACAAAAAGAACGGCAAUGUCUCCACUAAUAACAUCACCAUGUAUGAGUUACUAAAGGGCAAUGAAACCAUAGCCCGCUUGCAGGCUCUGGCCAAGCGGACUGGUGUGGCUGUGGAAAAAAUGGACCUCUCUGCUUCUCUGGGUGAAAAAGACAAGGAUUUAAAACUGCAGUGUGAAGAGGCAGAACUAAGGGACUACCAGCUCAAUGUACAGCUCCGAGAGGUCUUUGCUAACCGCUUUACACAGAUGUUUGCAGAUUAUGAAGCAUUUGUCAUUCAGACUGCUCAGGACAUGGAAUCUUGGCUGACCAACCGGGAACAGAUGCAGAACUUUGACAAAGCUUCCUUUCUGUCUGACCAGCCUGAGCCUUACCUGCCAUUUCUUUCACGCUUCAUUGAAACACAGAUGUUUGCCACCUUUAUUGAUAAUAAAAUUAUGUCUCAGUGGGAAGAGAAAGAUCCUUUGCUUCGGGUCUUUGACUCUCGGAUUGAUAAGAUAAGGCUGUAUAAUGUAAGGGCACCUACCUUGCGGACAUCUAUAUAUCAGAAAUGCAACACUUUAAAAGAAGCAGCCCAGUCAAUUGAGCAGAGACUGAUGAAAAUGGAUCACACUGCAAUCCACCCACAUCUACUUGAUAUGAAAAUUGGUCAAGGCAAAUAUGAGCAGGGGUUCUUUCCAAAGUUACAGUCCGAUGUCUUGGCAACAGGACCAACCAAUAACAAUCGCUGGGUAAAUCGGAGUGCCACUGCACAGCGCAGGAAAGAACGCCUUCGCCAGCAUUCUGAGCAUGUUGGGCUGGACAACGACUUGAGGGAGCCUUCCGGGGAACUUUUGGUCUGUCAGAACUCCAUGGCAUUCUGGGAGUGGGAUCAGGGUCUACCUCCUCCUGCACGACUUCCUAAAAAAUCCUUCUCUGAGUGCUGCCUGAAAUAUAUGCAAGAGGCACGAAGUUUAGGAAAAAACCUGAGGCAGCCCAAACUGUCAGACCUCUCUCCUGCAGUGAUUGCACAGACCAACUGGAAAUUCGUAGAAGGCUUAUUAAAAGAAUGUAGAAUGAAGACAAAACGCAUGUUGGUAGAGAAGAUGGGACACGAAGCGGUGGAACUUGGCCAUGGAGAAGCAAACAUCACUGGCCUGGAGGAGAAUACCUUGAUUGCCAGCCUCUGUGACCUGCUGGAGAGGAUAUGGAGCCAUGGCUUGCAGGUCAAGCAGGGGAAGUCGGCUUUGUGGUCUCAUUUAAUUCAAUUUCAGGACAGAGAAGAGAAACAAGAGCACCUUGCAGAAUCACCAGUUGCCCUCGGACCAGAAAGAAGAAAAUCUGACUCAGGAGUUAUGUUGCCAACGCUCAGGGUCUCUCUUAUCCAGGACAUGAGGCAUAUUCAGAACAUGAGUGAGAUCAAGACUGAUGUUGGACGAGCUCGGGCAUGGAUAAGACUGUCUCUAGAAAAGAAGCUCUUGUCCCAGCACCUUAAGCAGUUGCUUUCUAACCAACCACUCACCAAGAAGCUUUAUAAGCGAUAUGCUUUUCUACGUUGUGAAGAAGAGAGAGAGCAGUUUCUUUACCACCUUCUUUCUCUCAAUGCUGUGGACUAUUUCUGCUUCACCAGUGUGUUCACUACUAUCAUGAUUCCAUAUAGGUCAGUGAUCAUCCCAAUCAAAAAGCUAAGCAAUGCAAUCAUCACAUCAAACCCCUGGAUCUGUGUAUCAGGAGAACUAGGAGACACUGGAGUAAUGCAGAUUCCCAAAAACCUCCUUGAAAUGACUUUUGAGUGCCAGAACUUGGGGAAGCUGACCACUGUUCAGAUUGGCCAUGAUAACUCCGGACUGUUAGCCAAAUGGCUAGUGGAUUGUGUCAUGGUCAGAAAUGAAAUCACAGGACAUACGUACAGAUUCCCAUGUGGACGGUGGCUGGGGAAAGGCAUUGAUGAUGGGAGCCUGGAAAGAAUUCUAAUUGGAGAAUUGAUGACAUCAGCAUCAGAUGAAGAUCUAGUAAAGCAGUGUCGGACUCCACCCCAGCAGAAGUCACCCACCACAGCUAGGAGAUUGAGCAUCACUUCAUUGACAGGAAAAAACAACAAACCCAAUGCUGGGCAGAUCCAAGAAGGAAUUGGAGAAGCUGUGAACAAUAUUGUGAAACAUUUUCACAAACCUGAAAAAGAGAGAGGAAGCCUCACCGUAUUGCUGUGUGGAGAAAAUGGCCUGGUUGCAGCCCUUGAACAAGUUUUUCACCAUGGGUUCAAAUCUGCCCGCAUCUUUCACAAGAAUGUCUUCAUCUGGGACUUCAUAGAGAAAGUGGUUGCUUAUUUUGAAACAACUGACCAGAUUCUAGAUAAUGAAGAUGAUGUCCUUAUUCAGAAAUCAUCCUGCAAAACCUUCUGCCACUAUGUAAAUGCUAUUAAUACUGCACCCAGGAACAUUGGGAAGGAUGGCAAAUUCCAGAUUUUAGUUUGCCUUGGAACAAGGGAUCGCCUGCUCCCACAGUGGAUUCCAUUGUUAGCCGAGUGUCCUGCCAUCACUCGAAUGUAUGAAGAGAGCGCUCUCCUGCGAGACCGCAUGACUGUCAACUCCCUUAUCCGAAUUCUGCAGACCAUUCAGGACUUCACCAUAGUCCUAGAAGGAUCACUCAUCAAAGGUGUGGAUGUGUAACCAAACUGGCUAGAAACUUUCAGUCCAAACCUUGCUCCGUCCCCAACUAGGGGACUGAUUUGGACUUGUCUGACAGUAGUGAAUUACUGCAGGGGACAGCCCAACUUAUGCCCCAUUUGGAACUAUCCUCACUCUACAGACAAGGCAAAAUGUUGUAUUGUAGUUCAUUCGAACCUGGAAUUUAGUAUAAAAUAGAGUAUUUUCAUGUGUUAGAUGUGUGUAAAUAUGCUAUCUUCUUUAAGAAAUUAUAUUACUCUAAUAAGAUGCUUUUCUUAGACUGAAUAUUCCUGUGACUUAAAAUAAGUAGCUUAAAAAUGUUGGGGGUUGGGGGGAAGAGUGGUGCUAGCCAGGAAGAAGCCAGUAAACAUGUAAAUAUAGUGCAACCCAGUCGGGCUUUUUUUUUCUCCAGAUAUCACAAGGAAACCCAGAAUGCAUUGUUAUGUAGUAGCCAUCCAUCUUGGAGUCCGAUCAUUUGUAUUGUGAAUGCACACAGCUUUACCUACUGUACCAGUAGUCUUCACUUAUAUCUUUUAAGUUACAAACUGUUGUAUGCAUUUGAAUCGUUAGUCACUUUUCCAGUCUUUUGGAAAAAUCUUUCAGUCCGCACAAGAUGAUAUAAUUAAAGUAUUUUAAACACUAGACCCCAGGAGCUUGGCUGAACUGGAAAGAGAACAUACAAAGCCCUGAGAAGUGUGUUCAAUUGUGGGAUUAUAACUUCUUUACACUUUGGAAAGAUUAGCCUAACUUCAUUCUUGGCAUUUUUAUUCUUGUUAUUUGAGGUACUUUGGGGAGAUGUGAAUUUCAGUGUUAGCAGACUCAGAGUCAUAAGAACUGCAAACAGCAAUUUGAUUCUAUACUUUUAAUUUGGCCAUCUAAACUCCGCAGUGGUCUAUCUCUUAAGGAUAACCUCGAGUCUUGUCUUUGUUAGGGUCUAAUCAUCCACCUCUCCAGGGCCCAUCCCCCCUCGGGUAAUGGAAGGAAUGACUAAGGAGGAGGAGGGCUCUGUGUGGCUUGGAAUGUUUUUGUGAAAGCAUUUGUUGACCAUGAUAAUGCAAAUAACAGAAGGAGAGAGAGAAUGAACUCUUUCUGGGUGUUUAAGGGCAAGCUUUACGUUCCUUUGUAGGAAGGGGAGUAAUAAUGUAAAACAACCGGCCCAGAGAAGCUAAAAGCCACUGGUGGCACACGCUGACAAAAUUGAAGCAAAACAAGAGGUGGCAACAAUUUUGAAAGACCAAAAGUUGUGAGUAACUUUCCAGUUUGAUAGUUUAUAAAAAACUUAAGUAAAUGUUGUAUUAGCUAGUUACUUUAAGUCCUCACCUUCCAGUAGGUCCUGUAACUCUAAUUAGGCAUUUGUACAUUUUUAGCAGCAAAAUUGCCUCAACAAAGCCCUGAGUUUUAUUCCCAGAUGUGGCUGAAAAGCAAAGCCAUGGUGUCAGUAUCCUGUGCAAUCUGAGGGUGCGGUGCUUUCACCAGCUGUGUUGUUAACCUUAUUUCCUGGAGGAAGAAACUAAUGAAACAAGUGCCUCACUCCCUUUAUCAAACACUGUAUUCAGCCAGGGAAGCCCCUUUUAACAUAUGACUUCAUACUUGAGGAAAAGGAGAGUUGACAGCUGUAUUUAAAAACCCAUAGAAAUAGUUUAAGAAGAUGGUUCUGAGUAGACUAGAAAUUUGUUUGCCUGAAGCUAAAGUGUAUCUGUAAUGGUACAGCUCUUCCAGGGACAUGGGAAGUCUAUCGUGGGAGAUACCCAAAACCUGUUUUACACUGGGCUCCUACUGAGUUUAGUCAUCAGAGUUGAUAGCAGGGUCUAACCCAGGAUUUCAUGCUUGUAUCUUCGUAAGGCCAUGCUUCUGACAGGUCUAGGCAACCAGGGGGACAACUUAGGUUAGUGUGCUAGUAUUGACACACCUCAUCCAGCCUUCUCACUUUGUAGAUGGGAACACUUAAGGAUUAGAGAGAUUAAAUCUUACCCUCACCCCACAGCUGGUCUCUGACAACACAGGCUCUAGAAUUCAUGUUUGUUUGUUUCACCAGGCUGCAUGAGACUGACCUUCCAGGCAUUCUUACUGAUAGUCUUUCUAUUAUACUAUUGGAUCUUUAUUCAUCCACCUAUACAAG